Aaosphaeria arxii CBS 175.79 is the source of this 1155-nucleotide messenger RNA. RefSeq names its product ankyrin. Bases 249 to 866 code for a protein of 205 amino acids. The transcript has 2 exons. Lineage: Eukaryota; Fungi; Ascomycota; Dothideomycetes; Pleosporales. Gene Ontology annotation, molecular function: protein binding. The record is from RefSeq and is a predicted model, not a curated record.
GCUGGUAUAUCGAUACGUAUGAUGGGAGAAGUCCUACGAGUAGCAUUAUGGAACAUCAAGCACCUUAUGCGUGGGUGUAAGUCUAACAGUGAGGUCUAACGUGCCAAGCCGCUAGAACAUCUGCAGACGUCAAUUGGAAAUUUCCCCUCCCCCACCAAAAAAUUUAUCCCGAGAUCAGAUACAACGAUUGAGAACUGCUCGAAACAGUACAUCGCCUACGGUCAGCCUCGUUCCGAUCGCACGACACCAUGCCUACAAUCAAGCUGGAAGAGGAUCCAAUCGACGAGAUCCUAUACCUGGCUCGCGCAAAUGAGUCGUCCGAAUUGGAAAGUUUUCUCACGGAAUUGUCCGCUGAGAGGAAGUUCUCGAAAGCAGACCUUGUAACUGCUGCAAUUGAUCCCCACUCUAAGAAUAGUGCUCUCCAUUAUGCUGCUGGGAAUGGACAUAUUGACAUCAUCAAGCUUCUGUUAUCCUAUAAGCUCGACAACGCCACUGCAACCAACCUUGAACUUAUCAACACAGUCAAUGACGCGGGAAACACGGCACUUCACUGGGCAGCACUAAACGGUCACUUGGAGUGCGUGAAACAAUUGGUGCAGGCUGGUGCCGACGUGACCAUCAUCAACAAGGCAGGCCAUGACGCAGUCUUCGAGGCGGAAAUCAAUGACAAGAAGGACGUCGUGGACUGGCUUUUGGAGACGGUCGAAGAACUGGAGAAUGGUAUCGGACAAACGGGCGAGAACACCAGCGAAAACAGCGACAACGGAAUGAAUGCGGAAGGCCAUGGAACUGUAGCCGACGUCGAGGAUGCUAGAAGACAAAUGGAAGGCAUGAGCACCGUCGACGGGAAAGCACAAGGGGGAUGAAUAGGAGAAAGCAUGCAGGAUAUUAAACUUAUAUUGCUGACAUGGACAAAGGACCUGAGGUUGUCCGAUGCGUCAGGAGGCAAGAUUGAACACCCCCGAGCGGCGAUGGCCAUAACCACGUGGCACAGAGUAUGCGCCGCGCAUGUAGCCCGGUCGCCGUGGGAACCGUGACGGGACGGUGGUGAUCUUGCUUCUUCUAAAUAUUACAUAGAAAGCUCUGGGCUGGUCGCCUUCUGAAGAGCCGAGCAAUGGCGGGGUAUCUAGUGUACAAUUGGGUUACCCCCCUAAG